Molecule: messenger RNA, 1019 nt
Organism: Triticum dicoccoides
Lineage: Eukaryota; Viridiplantae; Streptophyta; Magnoliopsida; Poales; Poaceae
Exons: 3
Coding region: 1-789 (262 amino acids)
Source: RefSeq, a predicted model, not a curated record
AUGAGCGGUUGCGGGCCGCACCCCGGCACGGCGGGUGAUCUCCUCCUCCUCGGUGUCGACCAGGGUGAGGUGCUGCCGCGGGAGUUUCUCACGGGCAAGCGUCACGGCCACAUCAUCGAAUUCCGGGUUGGCCUCCACGUAGAGGAUAUUCAUUUCACGGCCGGGAGCUGCUCGCGACGUGGGCACCGUCGCGGCCACCUCGUCACGGGUUGGCUCGCGCGGAGCGUGACCUAUAAAAUGUGCCCACUCACUCAAAACAAUACACCACCAAACACUCGGCGACACACGACAAACAGCAACUACUACCAAUCGUCUAGCCGAUUCUUCCCUUGCUGCAGCAUCUGUAACUUCCUUCUCUCCUUCGUCCACCUUCCGCGGCUGAUUAAUGGCAACCAUGAUGACCAUGAGCUCCUUCGCCGGUGCCGCCGUCCUGCCGCGUGGCUCGACCGGCCACUUCGGUGCCCAGUCUCUGCCUGCGCUGGGCCGACGCAGCCUCGUCGUCAGGGCACAAACCGAUGGCCCGAGUGCACCACCGCAAACAAACCCAAGGCGAGCACCUCAAUUUGGGACGCGCUCGCGUUUGCUGGCCCCGCGCCUGAGCGCAUCAACGGGCGUCUGGCCAUGGUGGGCUUCGUGACUGCACUCGCCGUGGAGGCAGGCCGCGGCGACGGGCUCCUCUCGCAGCUCAGCAGCGGCACCGGGCAGGCGUGGUUCGUCUACUCCGUGGCGGUGCUGUCUGUGGCGUCCCUGGUGCCACUGCUCGCGAGGGCAGAGCCGGCGCCAUCAUGAAUGCCAAUGCGGAGCUCUGGAAUGGCCGCUUCGCCAUGCUCGGUCUCGUCGCGCUCGCCGCCACCGAGAUCAUCACCGGCGCGCUCUUCAUCAACGUGUAGAACUAGCUUUGUCAUGGACCGGAUAACACAACCUAUAGCUAGUAGGACAUGUAAAUGAUGAGAACUGAUCAUCUUUCAUAUUCUUUGUAGUUCUGUACUUACUAAUUAAAGACAGUUCAUACUACCGGA